Saccharomyces paradoxus is the source of this 1722-nucleotide messenger RNA. It is a transcript of the gene MDM38, whose product is annotated as ribosome-binding protein MDM38. Gene Ontology annotation, biological process: intracellular monoatomic cation homeostasis. Gene Ontology annotation, cellular component: mitochondrial inner membrane. The record is from RefSeq and is a predicted model, not a curated record. Gene Ontology annotation, molecular function: ribosome binding. Bases 1 to 1722 code for a protein of 573 amino acids. NCBI's taxonomy places the organism in Eukaryota, Fungi, Ascomycota, Saccharomycetes, Saccharomycetales, Saccharomycetaceae. The transcript has a single exon.
AUGUUGAAUUUUGCAUCGAGAGCGUCAUGCGUGACAAGACGUCAAGCAAGCUUGUACCUUGUCAAAAAUCAAGGCCCCAGAUUAAUAACUUCCACUACUCCCUCGUGCCAUUGGCCUCUGAAGGCGCAAGAACUACAGCCCUACUAUCCUUUAUCUUUGAGAUUUUACUCCACCGAUAAGACUAAGAGCGUUGCAAAGCCCGUGACUUCGACAUCCACCGAUGCUCCUGCCAAGCCCAAGGAAACGCUUAUGGUCAAAGUGAAGCAUGCCUUGAAACAUUAUGUUAAUGGGACGAAGCUUUUGGGUUACGAACUCAAAGUCUCUACUAAGCUUUUAAUCAAAUUUGCUCAAGGUUACGAAUUAUCUAGAAGAGAGAGGAACCAGUUGAGGAGAACAAUGGGGGAUGUGUUUAGAUUGAUUCCCUUUUCAGCGUUCCUUAUCAUCCCAUUUGCCGAAUUAUUUUUGCCCUUCGCUUUGAAACUCUUCCCUAAUUUGCUGCCCUCCACUUACGAAUCCGGCAAGGAUAAGCAGGCCAAGAGAAAUAAGCUGAUCGAGAUCAGAAAAAAGACAUCCGAGUUCUUGCAUGAAACUUUGGAAGAAUCCAAUUUAAUUACUUAUAACACCAUCGAAAAUGCAGAGAAGAAGCAAAAGUUUUUAAAUUUUUUCCGGAAACUUUACUCUGCCAAAGAAGGUAAGAUUAUGACUUUCCAACACGAUGAAAUUAGCGCCAUUGCGCAAAUGUUUAAAAAUGAUACCGUUUUGGAUAACUUGUCAAGACCUCAAUUGGCGGCAAUGUCGAAGUUUAUGUCAUUAAGGCCAUUUGGUAACGAUAACAUGCUUCGUUACCAAAUUCGUUCCAAACUAAAGGAUAUAAUGAACGACGACAAAACUAUCGACUACGAAGGCGUUGAAAGUUUAUCGCAGGAAGAGUUGUAUCAGGCUUGUGUAUCUCGUGGUAUGAAGGCGUACGGUGUGUCCAAGGAGGACUUGGUCGAUAAUCUAAAGGUUUGGCUAGAAUUGAGACUGAGACAAAAGAUCCCAUCUGUCUUAAUGGUUUUGAGUUCCACAUUUACCUUUGGAGGGCUUCCAAAGGAGAACUAUUCAAAGGCCUUUUCACCGCUAGCUGAAAAAAAGGAAACAAAAAGCAAAUACGACGACCUUUUGGAUCUGUACUACGAUGGUAUAUUACAAGUGCUAAGUUCUAUCCCAGAUCCCGUUUAUAACGUGGCAAAAUUAGAUGUAUCUGAAUCGAAAUCAUCCGCUGCUGAAACUGAAGCUGAAAAGCAAGCUGCUGAAAAGAAGGUAAAGACGGAUGAAAAACCGGAGGAAACUGCUAUACCGAAGGGAGAAGCUGCCGCAAAAGAUUCUGUUGUAGCCACCACCGCUUCUGUGGUUACUCCUAAGCUAGUCGUGGUUAAUGAAAGUGCAGAAGCAGCUAAGACAGAGACAAAGCUUCAGGAAACAGAGAAGGCGGAAGCCGCCGAAUCUAAGGAAGCUGCGGAAGCUGAAGAGAAGAAGACCUCUGAUGAUAACGAGUUCAAAUUGAAUGUUUUGAAGGAGCAAGAAGAACUAAUAAAGAAGGAAGAAGAGGAAGCUAAGCAAAGAGCUUCAAGAGAGCACGUCUCCGACGAUAUCAACCUAGAUGAGGAGGAAGAAGCUAAAUCUGUACCUCCUAUUCCGGCCGACCAAGCUGCGAAGACUUCUGUCAUCAAGAAAAAUUAA